Messenger RNA from Dermochelys coriacea (leatherback sea turtle), 3598 nucleotides. It is a transcript of the gene TBX5, whose product is annotated as T-box transcription factor 5. The transcript is spliced from 9 exons. Bases 450 to 2060 code for a protein of 536 amino acids. The record is from RefSeq and is a predicted model, not a curated record. Gene Ontology annotation, molecular function: DNA-binding transcription factor activity, RNA polymerase II-specific; RNA polymerase II cis-regulatory region sequence-specific DNA binding. Gene Ontology annotation, biological process: cell fate specification; regulation of transcription by RNA polymerase II; positive regulation of DNA-templated transcription. Gene Ontology annotation, cellular component: nucleus. NCBI's taxonomy places the organism in Eukaryota, Metazoa, Chordata, Testudines, Dermochelyidae.
CGCUCUGCCCUCCAGAGAGAGGGGACUCGAGCCAAGAUCACAAACCUGCCGGGGGAGGCUGCUCCUGCUACUCAGCGACAGCCCUCUCUAAACUUUCUGUUGUCGUCUUCCCCCCGCCCCUCUCCCCCCUCCCCAGUCCUUAGGAGGGGGCUGGGUGCGGGGGCUGGCUGGGGGAGAAUCCGGAUCCACCCGAUCAGGCCGAGAAGGAAGGCUUUAUCUCGGCCUCAGGAUCCUUUCUCUGGUGCGUCUGACAACCUGGAAGUGUUUGGCGAGAAAGAGGGCCAGAGGCACUGUUGCAUUGGAGAGCUUUUUUCCCCUCCAGGCUGUGUUUUAAAAUAAUAAUAAUGCGGGUCUGAACAUAAAUAAAUGCAACGACAUGCAAACCAGAAGCCUGAUGCCACUCAUUUCCAUUGCAAGGGGGGGAAACAUUAAGGAGAUGCGUUGAUUGCAUGGAAUUCAACAAGCAAGCGGGAGACUCAGCGGAGGAAGCUUGUAACAUGGCGGAUGCUGAAGAAGGCUUUGGGCUUCCCAACACGCCGGCUGAUUCAGAGUCGAAAGAGCUUCAAUCUGAAACCAAACAAGACAGUCAGCUCGGGGCCAGCAGCAAGUCGCCUUCCUCUCCCCCGGCAGCUUUCACCCAGCAGGGCAUGGAGGGGAUCAAAGUGUUUUUACACGAACGAGAAUUGUGGCUAAAAUUUCACGAAGUGGGGACAGAAAUGAUUAUAACAAAGGCUGGAAGGCGUAUGUUCCCCAGUUACAAAGUGAAGGUCACUGGACUCAAUCCAAAAACUAAGUACAUACUGCUCAUGGAUAUUGUACCAGCUGAUGAUCACAGAUACAAAUUUGCAGAUAAUAAAUGGUCAGUGACAGGGAAGGCAGAACCGGCCAUGCCAGGCCGGCUGUACGUCCACCCAGACUCACCCGCUACUGGGGCGCACUGGAUGAGGCAGUUAGUUUCUUUUCAAAAACUCAAGCUCACCAACAACCACCUUGACCCAUUCGGACAUAUCAUACUGAACUCCAUGCACAAAUACCAGCCCAGGCUCCAUAUCGUGAAAGCAGAUGAGAACAACGGAUUCGGCUCCAAAAACACCGCCUUCUGCACCCAUGUCUUUCCGGAGACGGCCUUCAUCGCUGUGACUUCCUACCAAAACCACAAGAUCACCCAGUUAAAGAUUGAAAAUAAUCCCUUUGCUAAAGGGUUUCGAGGUAGUGACGAUAUGGAGCUACACAGAAUGUCAAGAAUGCAAAGUAAAGAGUACCCAGUGGUUCCUAGGAGUACGGUGAGACAAAAAGUGGCCUCUAAUCACAGCCCUUUCAGUGGUGAGACCAGGGUUCUCUCGGCCUCCUCCAACCUAGCAUCCCAGUAUCAGUGCGAGAAUGGGGUGUCUAGCACCUCCCAGGACCUGCUACCGCCUGCCAACCCGUACCCGAUCUCCCAGGAGCACAGCCAGAUCUACCACUGCACCAAGAGAAAAGAUGAGGAAUGUUCCACCACUGAGCAUCCGUACAAGAAACCCUACAUGGAAACCUCACCGGCAGAUGAGGAUCCCUUCUACAGGUCCAGUUACUCCCAGCAGCAAGGAUUGAAUACCUCAUACAGGACUGAAUCUGCCCAGCGCCAAGCUUGUAUGUAUGCCAGCUCUGCUCCCACCACGGACCCCGUGCCCAGCCUGGAAGACAUUAGCUGUAAUACGUGGCCUACCGUGCCAUCUUACAGCAGUUGCACAGUGACUGCCAUGCAGCCUAUGGACAGAUUACCCUACCAGCAUUUCUCUGCCCAUUUCACCUCUGGUCCUCUUAUGCCCCGUCUCACUGGUGUGGCCAAUCACACAUCACCACAAAUAGGGGACACACACAGCAUGUUCCAGCACCAAACAUCUGUCUCUCACCAGCCCAUCAUCCGGCAGUGUGGACCUCAAACGGGCAUCCAGUCUCCUCCCAGCAUACAGCCAGCAGAAUUCCUUUAUUCCCAUGGGGUGCCCAGAACCCUUUCACCUCACCAGUACCACUCUGUUCAUGGGGUGGGCAUGGUGCCAGAGUGGAGUGAGAACAGCUAACAAGGCAAUAAGGGAAAUGCAAGAAAUCUAGCUAUGAAAAAUUGAAAACAAACAAGCAAACAAGAAUAUUUUGCAAGACUCCUUUUAACUGAAUGUUCACAGUUAGCACUCGAGAGAUGGACACUGAUCCGAUCAGCUGUUUGAAACCACAGAUUAAAUAGUAAUUCAUUGUGACUUUUUUCUAUUAUUUUGUUCCAAAAGAAAAUCGACAAAACAGCACACUCCCCCCCCGCCAUUCCCUUCCCCAGACACACUCGCACAAAUUUUGUGUUAUUGCUGCACAAAAAACUUGUGCCUUCAUUCCUUCCGUUCUUCUGGUUUUCAAGUGAACACACAACUCCUGCUGCCUUUAACACAAUCAGAGUGCUUGGACGAAAAAACUAGGAUGUUACUUUUUUUUUUUUGAUGUUGACAUUGUUAUAUAAUAAAUAAUAAUAAUAUAUAUAUAUAUUCUUGCAAUUAUCUCAAAAAGACACUGCCCCUUUUUAAAGAGGCCUAAAAAAGGUGGAUUUCAGUGUGUGUUAUUUUUUUUUUAAACAAAAACAAAUGACAUCCCCACAAAUCAGAAAAAAUGGGUAUCUACCUCUGCCAUGUGUUGUUUCCUGAUUGCAAUUACUCACUGCAUUGUGCUAUGUUCCAAUAUAAAUGCGACAUGCCUGAAAUUUGUCUCCAAAAGAAGCAGUCUAGUAAAAUAAUUUCCUUGCCAAGCUGGGCUCUGUAUUUCUCUCUUUCUUCUUCCUUUCACAUCUCUCUUUCUUCCUCUUCAGCUGACUGUCUCUUAUUUAAUCCCUAUGUCCUGGGAUACCUUAAAAAUUUGAAAGCCAGGUUGGUCUUCAGGAGAACUUUUAACAGCAACAAGAAAACAAGGCCUUGGGCCAACCAAGGAGUCGCAGACAGCAAAAUAAAUUUUAAAAACCUGCAUUCUUAAAGAAUGGUGAAAAUGUAAAUGUGUAAAAUCAUCUCUUUCUUUUCAGUCUUUAUUUUUCUUCCUCUAUUAAAGGAAGAAAAGAAAAAAGAAAAAAAGAACACUAUUUCACAUAUGUUAAAUGAGACACUGAACAAAACAUGUUUUAAAAGUGCAGCAAACAGUGGGGUGGCAGGGAAGCAGAAGAUGUGUAUAAAUAAAACUUCUAUUGCAGGGUUCUUCAGAUGUAAUAUUUUACUGGUACUAUUUAUUUAUAAACAGGAGUUCUAAUAAGUAAUAACAGGUAAUAAAACCAGCAAAGCAGCUGGUUGAGAGUUUUUUAUUUUAUUGAUACUCUAAUUCAAGUAUGUUUUCUUUUUUUUUUUCCUCCCCCAAACUGUUCUCUCUCUAUAUAUAUUAAUUAAAAGUGACCCUAAUUAAGAGAAUAGGGUAUACGUAAUUGUGAAGGGGAAUGAGGAUGUGGGUGAAUGUGUGUGAGUGUUGGUAUGUAUGUGGGAGUGUUUAUAGAAAUGUGAGCACAACUAUGUUGCUAAGAAAAAAAAAUCCCUACCUAACUCGUUGUACCAUAUUCUUGUGUGCCAAUUUAUGUCUAAUAAAUACAAGGUGCUAUGAA